Molecule: messenger RNA, 2406 nt
Organism: Nicotiana tabacum (common tobacco)
Lineage: Eukaryota; Viridiplantae; Streptophyta; Magnoliopsida; Solanales; Solanaceae
Source: RefSeq, a predicted model, not a curated record
AUGAAUAAUCUCACUGGUGAAAUCCCAGCAAGUAUUGGGUUGCUUAACAAGAUUGAUAUACUGGAUCUUUCUGAUAAUAAUUUACAUGGACAUGUUCCUUUCAAUGUCUCCCCAUCCUUAUUGAUCAUGGAUUUGGGACAAAAUGGUCUUACUGGCAAUAUCCCAACGGAAUUUUGUACUAGCGUUCCAAAUUUGCAGGGUUUAUCACUCUCAAAUAAUCAAUUAGUAGGCCAAAUCCCAAGUGGGCUGAAUAAAUGCACACAACUUCUUUAUCUUUCCUUGUCAUAUAAUCAGCUCACAGGAAACCUGCCUAGUCAAAUGUGGAACUCGACAAAACUUCAAGAUCUAUUUCUUGGAUGGAAUAACUUAACAGGACAUAUACCAAGUGAAAUUGAUAACCUAUCAGCACUUCAAAGAUCAAGUCUCCGACGGAACAAUUUGGUGGGAUUUCUUCCACCAUCUAUUGGAAAUUUGUCGAAUCUAGAGAUGAUAGACCUAGGUGAGAACAGUUUACGGGGUGACAUUCCUCGGGAAUUUGAACAUCUUGUAAAUCUGAAAGAACUGUAUCUUAGCUCAAACAGAUUAUCAGGAAAUAUACCAACUAACUUCAGUAACUUGAGGAACCUGGGGUGGUUAAGCUUGGGAUAUAAUAAGCUUAUCGGUACGAUUCCACCAGAUUUGGGGAACUUGAGGAAAUUGCAAAUGUUGAAACUGGACAAUAAUAAUAUAGAUGGAAUUAUACCGACUAGCCUGUGUAACUUGGAGAACAUGUUUAUAAUUAGCUUGAGCCAAAAUCAGCUUUCUGGGGAAGUACCAAGUUGCUUUGGAAAUCCUUCUUCUUUAAGAGAACUCUCCUUAGAUUCCAAUGUGCUAAUUUCCAGUAUUCCACCAACUUUUUGGAGGAAUAAAGAUAUUUCAGUUGUCAAUUUAUCCUCCAAUUUUCUAAAUGGAUCUCUUGCACUAGAAAUGGGAAACUCAAGGAGUUUGCAGAUACUACAUUUAUCUGGUAAUCGGUUCUCUGGUCAAAUUCCAAGCACAAUUGGACAACUUCAAAAUUUGGUUAUCCUUUCAUUGUCAAUGAAUAUGUUAGAUAGGCCUAUACCUAAAUCGUUUGAAGAUUUAGUUUCAUUGGAAUACUUGGAUCUAUCCAGAAACAAGCUAUCCGGCAUGAUUCCCAUGUCCUUGAGGAAUCUUGAACAUCUCAUGUAUUUCAAUGUCUCGUACAAUGGGCUCAUGGGUGAAAUUCCAGAUGGAGGGCCAUUCGUAAACUUUACAGCUGAAUCAUUUAUGGGUAACCCUGCAUUAUGUGGAGCAUCCCGGUUCCAUGUGAUGCAAUGCAGAGUCAGUAGUCCUAAAAGACCAAAAAAGAAGAGGGUUGUAACUUUUGUUCUUGCAUCAGUUGCCUCAGGAGUUGCAAUGACCAGCAUUUUCAUCGUUUGGUUACUGAAAUAUCGAAAAAGGAGUAGGGAACUUCCUCUAGUGGAUACAUUUGGUCAAGUACAUAUGAGGAUUUCGUACCAUGAUAUUGCUCAAGGGACAAACAACUUUGAUGAAGCAAACUUGAUUGGGAGGGGGAGCCUUGGAUUGGUGUACAAAGGGACACUUGCAGAUGGAAAGGUUGUGGCAAUCAAGGUAUUCAAUGCAGAAAUGCAACAUGCAUUCAGAAGUUUUGAUGUGGAGUGCCAAGUUCUACGAAGCAUUCGACAUAGGAACCUUGUUAAGGUGAUAAGUAGUUGUGCGAAUUUUGAUUAUAAAGUGUUGGUGCUAGAGUACAUGCCCAAUGAAAGCCUUGAUCGUUGGCUUCACUCUCCCGACAAAUUUUUGGAUUUAACUCAAAGAUUAAAGGUGAUGGUUGAUGUGGCUUCUGCUAUGGAGUAUUUACAUGGAGGUCAUUUGUUUGUAGUCGUUCAUUGUGAUUUGAAACCAAGUAACAUACUUUUGGAUGGAGAUAUGGUGGCGAAAGUGAGUGACUUUGGGAUAUCCAAACUUCUAACAGCUGAGACGCUAAUAGCACAUACCAAAACCUUGGGUACUAUUGGCUACAUGGCACCAGAGUAUGGUUCAGAAGGCAAAAUCUCAACCAAGGGAGAUGUUUAUAGAUUUGGUAUUCUGUUAAUGGAGAUUUUGACAAGAAAGAGCCCUGUGGAUGAUCUAUUUGUCGGAGACUUCACCUUGAAAAAAUGGAUAUGCCAAUCAUUACCAAACCGAAUGGUGGAUGUAGUGGACAUUAAUUUAUUUUCACUGGAUGACGAAAAUUUUAUGUCGAAAGAGAGCUUCAAAUCAAUCAUGGAAUUAGCUUUUGAAUGCACAAAUGACUUGCCUCAUGAGAGAAUUAGUAUGGAAGAUGUUAAUGUUCGACUCAAGAAGAUCCUAACUCAAUUUCUGCAAAAUGUAAUGACAAACUAA